Zerene cesonia (dogface butterfly) is the source of this 5347-nucleotide messenger RNA. Its product is annotated as myotubularin-related protein 10-B. The transcript has 12 exons. Lineage: Eukaryota; Metazoa; Arthropoda; Insecta; Lepidoptera; Pieridae. The coding region runs from base 393 to 2432 and encodes 679 amino acids. The record is from RefSeq and is a predicted model, not a curated record.
UCUUUGCUUGAGAUUUAAGAAAUUGACUCGAUUCGUCAAUGAAAAAAAUUAAUAAAUAAAUUAAAUUGUUUGUUUCAGAAUUCAUAGUGCGCUAUGUUUAUUUCUGGAUUAAGUAAACUUUAUUUAGUUUAAAUCUUAUUUGUACCAACCAUGAAAUGCCCCAGCGUAUGGUGUAAUACCCUCAAGAUGUAUUCGGGGAGUAUAUUCGAGUGAUUGUUAUCAAAUUUUUAUAAAAAUUUAACCAAAUCAUGCAUAUUUGUUCAACGUGUUUGUUCGGCAUUAUUUUUAUUACUUAGUUUAAUUGGUCGCUUUAAAUAUAAGAGAAAUCGUUUACUUUUAACGGUUAAAAGUGGGUCAAGAGUGAGAAUUUUCUAAGUUGCAAUAGAUUGACAAUGAAUGAUAAAAAGUUGGUCCAGAAUUUCAAGAGCUACAUCAACGUAUCAUGCACGAGCAAUGGAGAGAAAAAUGGUUCAGUUCAUGAUUUAAAACCAAAAUUAUUAAAUGGAGAGUUGAUAACGGGCGCGGCGCACAGCGUGGUGAUGCUGACGCCGCUAUGCGAAGCCGAGAGGGGGCGCUUCGGUGCACUUUUUGUGACCAACUUCAAGCUCUCUUUUGUGCCGCUCGAGAUCACCGCUAAUGAUGAGUACGGACAGCGCAACCACACGGUGGGCGUGUACGACGUGCCGCUGACGUGCGUGGGCGCGCUGUGGCUGACGGACGGCGGCGCGGCGCGGCGGCGGCGCCUGCUGCCGCGCGCCGACAUACCCGCCAAGCUGAAGGGCUUGCAGAUUGUGUGCAAGAACAUGAAAGUGCUAACAUUCAACUUCGCGAACUCCCCCCUGGGCGCGGGCCGCAAGGUGGUGAUGGCGCUCCUCCACCACGCGUUCCCAAAGAGGCACGACCUCCUCUUCGCCUUCGAGUACAGAGAGCCCUACUACCCCACCCUCCCCUCAGACAUGAACAUGUUCCAACGGCCCGCCGAUUGGAAGAGGGAGCUCGAACGGUGCGAAUGCCCCCAUUGGAGGAUCACGUGUAUCAACGGAACGUCGGAUGCCUUCAUGCUGACUGCCGGGGAGACGCUGAUAGUGCCCAGUUCGGUUCUGGAUUACAAUCUGAUGGAGAGCGCCAGACACUUUCGGUCUGGUCGGGUGCCCAUCUGGGUGUGGGGGAGGCCGGAGGGGGCGGCGCUGUUGAGGAGUGGGGAAUUGCUGCCCACUGAACUGUCUGCGACCGCUGAGAGUGUGUUGUUAGAACAGGUGCGCCGUUCCCACCCGAAGCUGACGCCGCCGUACGUGAUCUAUCUCUGCGGCAACAGUUUCACGAACAACAGCGGCGCCGUUACGUUGCCGCCGCUGAGCGCACUCAACGCGUCCUACAAGAAGUUGGCGGAUUUGUGCACGCCCACCACUUUGUCGGACUUUUGGAUAAAAGACUCGCAGUACUACUCGAUACUGGAGUCGAGCCGGUGGCUGCGGCACGUGGCCGCCUGCUUGGCGUUCGCCGACGACGCCGCAACCCAUAUCGCCGACAACGUCACCGUUGUGCUGCAGGAGGGCGACGGCGUGGACUACUGCGCGGUGGUGUCGAGCCUGGCGCAGCUGCUGCUGGACCCGCACUACCGCUCCAUCUCCGGCUUCCAGUCGCUCGUGCAGAAGGAGUGGCUCGCUCUCGGACACCCCUUCUGCGAUCGGUUCGGUCUUCCCCGUCCGGGCAUGACGAAAGAGGACCUAGAAAAAGCGCCCCCCUCUCAAGUGGCCCCAGUAUUCCUGCUAUUCCUGGACUGCGUGUGGCAGCUUCAGACCCAGUUCCCAGCCGCGUUCCAAUUCACGGAGACAUACCUCACCACAUUGUGGGACGGAUCCCAUAAUCAUUUGUUUGAUACGUUCCUGUUUAACUGUCCAAAGGAUAGAGAGUUGGCUGUGGCUAGGUUGGAGAACUUCGUGCAGCGGCCGAUAUGGGACUGGGCGGAGCAGUUCGGCGAGCGGGACGUCGCGCUGUUCUACAACCCGCUGUAUGUGGGACAUCGCGCCAGCACCGUGCAUGAACAGAGGCUCUCGGCGGGCGAGGGCGCGCGGCUGCGGCCGAGCACGGCGGUGGCGGCGGCCGAGCUGUGGGCGCAGUGCUACGAGCGCUGGCUGCCGCCGCUGGACGCGCCCGCCGCCGGCCGCGUGCAGUACUACCUGCACAACUGCCGCGUGCGCGCGCAGAUACAAAAGCUGAACGCGAAGCUGACAUCGCUGUCCAUCCUCAGCGAUCGCACCAACGGGGACGAGGAGCCGCCCCCCUCCCCGCCGCCCGCGCUCACCCGCUUCUACCCAUUCAGCCUCAAGACCAGUGACAACGUGUCCACCAGCCUGGACGCCAUGCAAGUCAGCCUCAUAGACGCCACACAGCUGCUCGACUCGCAGAGCCUCCUCAACGCGCCCGAUUAAUUCGAAAAAAGAAUACGUCAACGACGUCCGUCGUACGUCCGUGUCAAAUUUUAAAUUUCGAACGGUUUUUGAAUGUGGAAUAGUGUUCAGCGUGUGUAUGUGGUGUAUGUAUGAGAUGAGAUAAAGAGUCAAAUUAGAACAGUGCGUUUGUGUGUGUGAAUAUCCAAUUGUACAUGUCUAAUCUUGGUCUCCAAUUAGAAUACUGCUCGGUUUGAAAUUGGAACAGUAUAACGCUCGGGCGCGUGGGUGCGCCGGUGUGUUUAGACGUUUCAAUUUUGGUGCAUUUUAAUAAUAAAUAAUCAUUCUCUUCAGUGGGUGGUAAUUUUCAAAAUCAUUUUACGCAAAACGUAUGUGAAAAUUUUAACGUGUAGUUAUAUUCAAUUAAAAUUAGUAUGAGAUAAAUGUGUACAUUGUAUUUAAAUACAAAAGAAGCAAAAGACCAUUGUGUGUUGAUAAAAAAAUUGUAACCCUUUUUCGUUACGAAUUACUUGAACAGCGAGUUUAGCGUAGAACAAAUAAAGGUGUUUGUUAUAUUUAAUCAUAUAAUAGGUUACUUUAAGAUAGUUUUGUAUUAUAUUCACUAACAGUUGUUUAAUAAAGUACAUCUAGUAUUUGUAUAUUACGUUUCGGUAUUAUAUUUAUUAUCAUUUUCAUCAAUUACAAUUAUUCAUAUUUAUAUUAAUGUCAUAUUACCACUUAUACUCAAUGUUAUUGCGAGUAAAAUCCAAAAAUCCUGUUUUGGAAUACUUUUCAGAAUGUUAUGCGAGAUUCAUAUUAAACCUCAUUUAAAAGUCUAGAGCAAAAUUUAAAAAGUCUAAUAAUUAAUUAUUAUUAACAUACUAAAGAGGAAGGCGUUUUUUUUUUUCAUGAGAAAAGAUGAAGUUUACCAAAAGAAGAGUAUAAUUCUGCGAACAUUUUAGCUGUCAAAAUAAAUUCACGCGUCGGUCCAGCAUCGUUGCGACUUGCGCCCUGUGUUCUAGUUGAAAUACAAAAAUAAAAAGUUUCAUAUAACGUUUGAGGGGCGUGGCUUAAGAGAAAUUGUUUAUUAAAAAGUCAAAAUAUUUUUUCCGCGGCAAUAACGUCCCCACGUUAGUCUGCGAAGAACAAUUUAAGAUAUUAACACCUGAAAUGUUGAGUCAGAAGUUAGCAAUUUCUGUUUGAGCCUUAUGUGGGUGGUAGAUGGUUCAAUUUGCUUUACUUCGUUCAACUUUUUUGCUCCCCGUCUAAUCACUCGCUAAAUAAAUAGCCAAGGUAAAUAGACAAACGUGCACCCAAGGAGACCACAUUGCGGUCUCCCAUCAGUUGGGAUUGUGGUUAAACGUCUGCCUAUCGAUUAUUUUACAAAAAAAUUUUUUGUUUGGAUGGAGAGGAGUUAAGAAAAUACUUUGUUUAUUAUACAACUGAUAUCAUCAUUCAUCAUCUUAUCGUAUUUUUUUUUAGUUCUUUUUAAAUAUCGAACGUACGUGAUUACAGUUAGGGUCGACACGGAAUCUAUUCCUAUUUCUUAUUUUAAGAUUAAAUCCCAGUCCACAUAAUGUGUAUAAUCUAUGAUUAAGUAUACUUUUGCUAGAACAUAUGCCACGUCAUCAUCGGAACCCAUUUUUUAAAUGAAAGACGGACAAAGGUGCAGCGGACGCCCGUCCGUGUUUAAUUGAACCUUUUUUUAAAACAAGUUACAAAACUGGCGCAAAUGACCCGGCUCUGAUAUAAAUUGAUAAUUAUUUAUAUUUCAUUUGCAAUUUUUAAGCUUAUCUUGUGCAAACGAGAUAUUUAAUAACAUUAAUAUGAAAUUGGAAAUUAUAUUUAUUUAUUAAAAUAGUAUAUUUUAUAUAAUAUGUUUUAUAAAAACAGUAUUUAGCUGUCUGUAAAUAUAUUGAUACAUUAAAUAAUAACAAUCAUUUAUUCUGUAGAACAAAAUAAUGCUUAUAGUGUUUAAUGACAUUAGCGUAUAUUUUUGGUAAAAUUUAUUAAUUUUUAUAAGAAUUGUUGAACUCGAAUUUGUAUUCGUAAUUGAAUUUGCAAAUUUUAUUGAUAAAUUUGCCUCGAUUGGAAUUCAUUAUUUAGCAUACAACUGAAUAUUUAUAUAAAAUGGUAAAAUAAUACAUUGGCUAUUAUGAACGAUGUAUUGACGUGUCUUAGAUAAAUAAAAAAUUAUUUUUAUACGUUGAAUUUUUAAAAUAAACAAUUAAAUUCCAAGAUAAUGAAGAGUGAAUGAGAAUUUGUUUAAUUUAUUUUAAGAAAAUUUAAUUGAAAGUAAUUUUUAAACGCUGACAGUACUGAUAAUUUAAUAUUUAAAUCUUUUUAACUGUAAUAAUUUAAUUAAUAUUGUUACCAUGUCGUUUAGUGUUCUUUUAGACCUUUAUAAUAUAACAACGAUAUGGUUUCGUUUAGUUAUAUUGAAAGGUCGAAAGUGAAUUGUUAUGUUGUAAAUAUGGCAGCUAACUUCAGUUUGUUAUUAAUUUUAAUAAGAAUAAUAUAUUUUUCUGUUUACAAAAUCUUAGUUUAGAGCUAAGUUUGUAUAUUUUUGCACAGAUAAAAACCUUUCCUUUCACCGACCGUAAACGAACCUUUUGUUCUAGAUUUCAAGGAGUAUACAAAUGUAGAUAUGUAAUCGUAAUAUAAAAUUGUUAUACAAUUUGUGUACAAGGAGCGUUGUAAGUGAUAAAAUGUAUAUUUACGAAUUGUUACGACUUAUACUUAUUGUGUUAAGUAUUGCUUGAUUUAAAUCAUGCUAAAUUUAAGUGCCAUCCGAUAAUGUGUAAUGAUGUUGCUAGCUAAAAAUUAAAAUUAGUGAUCUAUUUCGACUAGGUUGGCAACACAAAACAUCCGUUCUACAGGUGUUGGCAAUAAUAAGCUGUAGGAUACCUGACGCGAAAAAUAAUGUUCAAAUAAUGAAAAUAAAACGAUUCAAUAUU